AUGAGCGAGUCUUUGUCCAGAAAACGCCCUCGCACGGCUUCCACCUCGAACGACCCCGUCGCCUGUGGCAACAACUCGGAGCCGACCGCCUGCGAACAGGUACAAGCCGCCACCCGCGAUAAAGACUACUGGUUCGAGGACGGGACGAUCAUUCUCGUCUCCCAAGGCUUCGCCUUCCGCGUGUACCGAGGCAUGCUCGCCGAACACUCCUCUGUCUUCCGGAGCAUGCUCGACAUCGGUCAAGGGACGCCCACCGCGGCUGACACCGUCGACGGCUGCCCCGUCGUCACCUUGUACGACUCUCCGCGCGACCUUCGAGGCCUCUUCAGGUUGAUUUACCCUCUCAGCGGGAACCUCAAAUUCUCCAACUCGCGCAUCGAGAUCGACUUCAUCUCUGCAGUGGUUCGCCUCGACCACAAGUACGAGCUCAAGGGUCUCUACGACCAGGCCAUGAGCUACCUCACCACCUACUACACCACCAACUUCAACACCUGGGCCGACGGCAAGAACGCCUCCGACUGGUCCCCGGACCCGAUCCAGGCGAUCACCGCGAUCAACCUCGCCCGGCUCACCAACACGCCCUCCAUCCUCCCCACCGCCUUCUACAUCCUCUGCACGCUCGGGCCCGAAAUCGCGCUCGGCGCGCGCCGCGCGGACGGCACGAAGGAGCAGCUCUCUCCGGGCGACCUGUUCCAGCUGCUGAGCAUGAAGGAGAAGCUCUGCGCGGCGAACAUGAACACCGCGUACGCGCUCUUCCGCACCCAGAGCUCGGGCCACUGCAGCAACGCGGGCGGGUACUCGUGCUGCGCCGACGUCAUCCGCAAGGUGCUCGACGCCGCGGGGCAGGGCAAGGGCCCGCACGCGCUCGCGUCCGCGUGCGCGCUCGACGGCUGGAUGGAGAACGUGGAGGCGUACGCGGCGACGGCGCCGCCGCCGCCGCCGCAGCACGUGAACGCGUACAUGAUGAUGUACACCCAGAGCCAGCGCGCGCUGUGCAAGGGCUGCCGGACGUACCUCCAGUCGCGCGAGCGGGAGCUGCGCCGGGGCGUGUGGAGGAAGCUGCCGGAGUACGCGGGGGUCACGGUGGCCAACUGGGACGCAUGA
Epithele typhae is the source of this 1104-nucleotide messenger RNA. RefSeq lists its product as uncharacterized. The record is from RefSeq and is a predicted model, not a curated record. The transcript has 2 exons. Bases 1 to 1104 code for a protein of 367 amino acids. NCBI's taxonomy places the organism in Eukaryota, Fungi, Basidiomycota, Agaricomycetes, Polyporales, Epitheliaceae.